CUUCAUGACGGAAAUGUGCACCGGCGACGAGGAAAGGGCUGAAGAGUCCUCGUUAUGGAAUCUUGUGGACUAUCUAUAGGCGGCCUGUUAAACAACACAGCAAACCUUUCGUUCCCUGAUGAUGGUAAAACUGACCGUUACUUGAAGAUGGGUUAUCAGGUUCUCAUUCCAUGGGCCGUUGCAUUCUCUGUCGUUGCUUUUGUUGUCCUUAUUGGUAAUAUUCUUGUGAUCGUAUCGUUUGCAAAGAAAACUAUUCUGCGAACUCAUACCAACUACUUCAUUGUUUCACUGGCAGCCACUGACACUUUCGUUGGAUUGAUCUCCAUCCCAUGGUGGAUUAUUAUUCUGUUUAUAAGUUAUAAAGAACAGGCAUGGUUUACAUAUUUGCACGACAUCUGGGUAAUAUUCGAUAUCCUGGGUGGUAUUGGCUCAAUACUGCACCUGGUUGCCUUAAGCUGGGAUAGAUUUUGCGCUAUUGUGUGGCCUUUAAGUCAUCGUAUUUACACCGGCAGGCGUUAUUUGCUUAUUUUGGCCUUGAUUUGGUCAGUUGCAAUUCCAGUUGCAGUGUGUUCAAAACCGGGAAUGGCAUCAGCGCCAAAGGCAUACAAUGUUACGGUCAUAGUUGCUUUUUUUUUCGUACCAUUAGUUAUUAUCUGUGUUUCACAAGCUUUUGUGGUUAUUUCUAUCCGAAAAAAUAGAAUACAAAAAUUUUACAAGCUUAGAAGGAGUCUCUACAAAGAGGUUCGCGUUGCAAAGACGGUGAUAAUGAUGAUCGCAUUAUUUAUGAUUGGUUGGCUUCCUUUCUUCGCACUCUCCUUGGUGACUUACAUCAGACCGGAAGUACAGCCAUCAUGGCAAGCAAUCUGCGCUGUCAAGUUUCUUCAGUAUGGAAACUCGGUUGUUAAUCCAGUUCUGUAUGCUCACAAAUUUCCUCAUUUUCGUAAAGCAUUUUCAGCCUUACUUUGUCCUUUCCGUGAAGUUACGCAAAAGAUGCGUAACGUUGGAGAAAGUUUCAGAGCAACACUGUAUUCUUUAACCCCGGAAUCGAAUCGAAAUAAAACUUUUCAUAGGUACUUGGCAGAGAGACGGCCGGCAGAUAAUGAAGCAAGCAGCUCAAACAUAGAUUCAUCAAAACAAAACUCAUCAAAUGACACUGCCCCGAUUGGUGAACCCUCUCUUGAAGAAAUCGAGCUUCGUGAGAGCCAGCCUAAUAUUUUUCCGUAACAGACAUCAGUAUUAGUUAUUGACAAGGCUUCUUGUUACGCACCUUGUAAAAGCAUUUCUUUCAUUGGCUAACAUGGUCAUUGCUUUCCUUUAACCAAUUCAGUGGCUGAACUACGAUUAAGAGGCAUGGUUAAGAAAAAAUAUGACACAAACAGAACAUAUGAGCAAUUGGUGGAUCUAUAAAUUAAUCACCGCCAUUCAAUUUAGCAUCAAACACAUCAUAUAGCUGAUGAAUUUGUUUACAAACCGAUUCCCAAAUGGGUUCUCUACAUUUGAACACCAAGUUUUCAAUGGAUCGUAUUUGACAUCCUUAUUCGUUCUUAUCCUUUAAAAUUGGAAUUGGGUGGCCAAUUAUUUCUCAACAUGAGAUCAUGGGAUCAAUUUUUAUAACAAUCAAGGUUACCGUAACAACACUGAGGCUUCUUACGACUGACACCUUUUUUCAAUUUGUUUUGUGCCUCUAACUCAAAAACGGGCUCGGUGAUCGGUGAAACUAUUUUGUAACACUGAACUUUGAUCAACACAUCAGAGCCAUCAUAUUCAGAUUAUUUAAGGUGACUCUGAGCCCUGCGUAUACGGAUGUUUUUUUAAACUGAUUAAAAAUUGUUGAGAAAUUGUUGGACUUGCCUUGGACACAUUUGAAAGAGAACACAAAAACAAAUUGUAUGAUCAAUCCACCAAAAAAAUUAAUGAGCUUGCAUGGUUAGACAGCAUCUUACAAGUUUUCCUUCUCAAAGCUGCAGUGAAUUGAGGAGUUCAAGGACAACUACAAUAACUUGCUUAACCUCCCGACCACAAACACGGAGUGUGACAAACGAGCAUCGUUUUGUCACGGUCGCAACGCAACAAUGUUAAAUCAAUCAGUUACCGUAAAGGUUUUCUGUAUGCGUAUAAAUCUAAAUAUCUAUGCACAUGACGUCUAGAAUAUUUGUUAAGUCAAUUUAUGAAAUAAAAAUGCCGAAUGCCUCGUGGUAAACCCAACUCAUCAGAAACUGAACCCAAGAGGUGAAUAAAGGAGCAAGGGAAAAUAAGUGAGGAAAAGGUACGAAUUGCACAGGCGUUACAUCUGGUCAUUAAGAAGCCGUACGGGUUUCUGUUGAUGUUAAUUUGCAGUGACUUACUUUGUAUCUUGGUCGUGUCUCUACUCAUAGUCUGAGGUCAAGACAUUCUCUUAGUCGAGGCAAUUGAUCAAGAGGCCAAAAAGUUCUGUAAAAUGAUUUUUUAGAAAUUUCCAAAAUGAUUUCUGACUCGUGUUGACGAAACACUGGUAUCAAAACUGCAUAGUUGUUUUUCGACAUGUUUUAGUCAUAUGCUUGCCUUUAAGGACA
This is a messenger RNA of Stylophora pistillata, 2552 nucleotides long. RefSeq names its product adenosine receptor A2b-like. Gene Ontology annotation, biological process: G protein-coupled receptor signaling pathway. The record is from RefSeq and is a predicted model, not a curated record. Gene Ontology annotation, molecular function: G protein-coupled receptor activity. Gene Ontology annotation, cellular component: plasma membrane. Lineage: Eukaryota; Metazoa; Cnidaria; Anthozoa; Scleractinia; Pocilloporidae.